Molecule: messenger RNA, 2028 nt
Organism: Solea solea (common sole)
Lineage: Eukaryota; Metazoa; Chordata; Actinopteri; Pleuronectiformes; Soleidae
Gene: slc34a2b
Product: solute carrier family 34 member 2b
Exons: 13
Coding region: 36-1949 (637 amino acids)
Biological process (GO): sodium-dependent phosphate transport; intracellular phosphate ion homeostasis
Cellular component (GO): apical plasma membrane; brush border; vesicle
Molecular function (GO): sodium:phosphate symporter activity
Source: RefSeq, a predicted model, not a curated record
CUCAGCAGCAGCAGGUGAAGCAGCAACAGUGAACCAUGGCUCCAAGACCAGAGGUGAACACUGGCUCCUCCCAUAAUACAGACAACAGAGAUAAAGAGCACAAGGAAAUCCCCCCGGCGUACUCCACCGUGGACCUGGUGCACGAUGAUCCGGAUGCAGAUCCAUGGACUAUUCCCGAGCUCAAAGACACUGGGGUCAAGUGGUCAGAUCUGGACACAAAGGGAAAGAUCAUGCGAGUGCUCACAGGCAUCGUGAAGCUGGUUCUGCUGCUCGGACUCCUCUACCUGUUCAUCUGCUCCCUCGACAUCCUCAGCUCAGCGUUCCAGCUCGUCGGAGGUAAAGCUGCAGGUGACAUCUUCCAGGACAAUGUGGUGUUGUCGAACCCUGUGGCCGGACUGGUGAUCGGUGUGUUAGUCACCGUGCUGGUGCAGAGCUCCAGUACCUCCUCCUCUAUUGUGGUCAGCAUGGUAUCCUCUGGACUGCUGGAUGUUCAGUCUGCAGUUCCCAUCAUCAUGGGAGCCAAUAUCGGAACGUCUGUCACCAACACCAUUGUCGCAAUGAUGCAGGCGGGAGAUCGCAAUGAGUUCCGCAGGGCUUUUGCCGGAGCGACGGUUCACGACUUCUUCAACUGGCUCUCAGUGAUCAUUCUUCUCCCUCUGGAAGUGGCCACGGGCGUCUUAUACAAACUCACGCAGCUCAUCAUCAAAUCCUUCAACAUCCAGAGCGGUGAGGACGCGCCCGACCUUCUCAAGGUCAUCACAGACCCGCUCACAAAGUCCAUCAUCCAGCUGGACAAAUCUGUGAUCAACGCCAUCGCCACGGGCGACCCAGCAGCCAAAAACAUGAGUCUGAUCAAAAUUUGGUGCAAGAAGAAAACUAACACGGAUUUCUACAAUGUGACGGUGGAGAACUGCACCACCGGUGCCGUCUGCUGGGAGGAAGGAAACCAGACCUGGACCGAGAAGAACACGACCUGGAUCGAUUACCAACAGAAAUGCCACCACAUCUUCGCCAACUCUAAUUUGCCGGACCUGGCGGUGGGCCUCAUCCUCCUCGCCAUGUCCCUGCUCGUCCUCUGCACCUGCCUCAUCCUCAUUGUCAAGCUGCUCAACUCCAUGCUGAAGGGCCAGGUGGCCGUGAUCAUCAAGAAAGUGCUCAACACAGACUUCCCCUUCCCCUUCGCCUGGGUUACUGGCUACAUUGCAAUUGUGGUGGGAGCAGGGAUGACCUUCAUCGUUCAGAGCAGUUCAGUUUUCACUUCAGCUAUAACUCCUCUCGUUGGUAUCGGUGUCAUUAGCCUGGAGCGAGCUUACCCUCUGACCCUGGGGUCAAACAUCGGCACAACAACCACAGCUAUACUUGCUGCUAUGGCCGGUCCUGGAGAAACACUCGCCAAUGCACUGCAGAUUGCACUUUGCCAUUUCUUCUUCAACAUCAUGGGUAUCUUACUGUGGUAUCCCAUCCCCUUCACACGAGUGCCCAUCAGGUUAGCGAGAGGUUUGGGGAACUAUACAGCAAGAUUCCGCUGGUUCGCCGCCGUCUACCUCGUCCUGUGCUUCUUGGUUUUCCCUCUGGGAAUCCUCGGCCUGUCGCUGGCCGGCUGGCAGGUCCUAGUUGGCGUUGGCGUCCCCUUCAUCGUGUUGGUUAUCUUUGUGAUCAUAAUCAACGUGAUGCAGUCUCGAUGCCCCCGCUUCCUGCCCAAGUGCCUCCAGGACUGGGAGUUCUUGCCGCGCCCCCUGCACUCCCUGGAGCCGUGGGAUGCCGUGGUGACGUCGUCGCUGGGCUUCUGUGGCAAACACUGCUGCUGCUGCUGCAAGCGCUGCUGCUGCAGGAAAGACGAGGACGAGAAGAUCAGGAGGAACAGCACAAAGAGCCUGGAGAUGUAUGAUAACCCCGCCAUGUCCACGGACGAAGACGUGAGGGGGGCAAAUAAAGGGACACACCUUUAAUAUCACUGUUAGUAUCACUGUUUUUCAAUGCAAUAAUGUAUUUGUAACACACUUCUCAGGUUGUGGUUUGUCGAUGAUU